CGCAUCCGUGGCUUCCCCCACGAACGGGGCAACUGGGCCACCCACGUCUACCUGCCCUACCAGGCCCAGGAGGAAUUCCUGGAGCUGCUGGAGCUCCUGGUGUCCCAUGCUCGCACCCACGUCCCCUCGCUGUCCGCCAUGGACGAGUUCCACCUCAGCCUCUCGCAGUGCGUGGUGCUGCGCUACCACUGGAUCGAGCCCUUUGUCCGCUGCCUCCGGGAGCGCCUGGCUUCCUUCCACAGGUUCUUCUGCGUGGCUGACCAAGUGAAGGUUUACACCAACGAGAACAAAACCAGGACCUUUAUUGGCUUGGAAGUCUCUGCUGGGCAUUUCCAGCUGCUGGAACUGGUCUCCGAGGUGGACAGAGUCCUGGAGGAAUUUGACCUUCCCACGUUCUACAAGGACCCGUCGUUCCAUAUCAGCUUGGCCUGGUGCGUGGGGGACCUGUCUGGCAGGCUGGAAGGGCAGUGUCUGCGGGAGCUCCAGGACAUCGUGGACAGGUUUGAGGACUCGGCACUUCUGCUGCGCCUCCAAUGGGAGCAAAUCCGCUGCAAGUCAGGGAACAAGUACUUCUCCUUCCCUUUGAGGUAG
Molecule: messenger RNA, 591 nt
Organism: Mesitornis unicolor (brown roatelo)
Lineage: Eukaryota; Metazoa; Chordata; Aves; Mesitornithiformes; Mesitornithidae
Gene: USB1
Product: U6 snRNA biogenesis 1
Exons: 6
Biological process (GO): U6 snRNA 3'-end processing
Cellular component (GO): nucleus
Molecular function (GO): 3'-5'-RNA exonuclease activity
Source: RefSeq, a predicted model, not a curated record